CGCAUACUUCGUAUACGUUUUCUUCGAAUCGAGCUACGGGGAUAAAGAAGGUACUUAUUCGCCGCAACAAUUACCCUUCUGGUCAUUGCCGCUUCCAAACAAAACGUCCAUAGCCUACGCUCAUGCUAGGGGCAAAGCCGGCACCGGCAUUGCCAUCUUAUUUUCUAUCAUUCCCCAAAUCAGUUAACUGCCAUCACCUGGCCAUAUCCUUUACUGGGCCCAUCCUGAAACCGAACUAAUUCUAGGUAUAGGUCGGAUGCAGGAGCAGCACCCAGGCAAAAAGCUUGCAGAGCCGCCUUUCCUCUUUCUCCUUCCAAAAGACCUGCUUCUAAACAUCCUACCCAAGGCGGCCACCGGCGCAGCGGGCGCCUACGCCUCCUGCCGCGCGCUUCGCGAUGCCUGGCAGGCCGCGAUCAGGCAGCCGGGCGGCGCCAGCGCCUACCUGAUUGCCCGUUACGGCAUCCAAGAUGCAAUCCUAUAUGUCUACACCUGCCCCGGCUUGCUGAAGUUCGUGCUGGCAGACGUUCCCGCGGCCGAGCACGACAGCAGGGUGCUGCGGAUGAUGAAGGAGCUGGAGAAGCAGCACAAGCAGUACGUUGGAAGCGGGUACUCGGCCAGCCAAGCCACCGCGCUGGCGGCUGUCGCCCCUAAAGCCGCCGCUGCGGGUCACCUGGGCACGUUGCGGUGGCUUCUUCGCCGGAUCCCGUCUCCCGAACAGACAUCUUCAGGCGCUUUCUGUCUGCACGAGGCGGCCGCUUGGGGCCAUCUGAAUGUGGUUCGGUGGUGGCUGCGGGAGAGGGAAGUGGUGGCAGCAGCAGCAGGCAAUGACGGGGAGGAGACUUCGAUCGCCCUGUCCGGCGCCCGGUUGGAAGCCCUGAUUCGUGCGGCCAAGUAUGACCGAGUGGAGGUGGUGCGGGAGCUGCUGCAGGCGAGAGCCGACCCACGGGUCGAGCCUGAAGCUUUGUUGGAGGCAGCACGGUGGGGCGCUGAGGAUACGGCGGCGGUGCUGCUAGCUGCCGGAGCAGACGCCAGCGCCAUAGAGUCCGUAGGCUUGACGCUCGCGUCCGCCUACGGCCAUGCAGGGAUUGUACGGCAGCUGCUGGAGGGGGGCGCUGACCCCACCGCGCAGGAGAGCACGGCCCUUCUGGGUGCGGCCAAGUUCGGUCACGUGCAGGUGGCACGGCAGCUGCUCGAGGCGGGGGCGAACCCCACCGCGCGGGACAACUUUGCGAUGCACGUCGCAUACGAGCCCGGCCACAUUGAGGUGGUGCGGCUGUUGCUUUCAGCUGCAGGCGGGGUGGAUAUCAGCAGCAUCGGCGGCCGCUACCUCGCUUUCAAGUCAGCCGAGGAGGGCUAUGACGACAUAGCCGAAACGCUGCUGCAGAGGGGUCGCUUCAGCGUCACGGACUGCAGCAAUUUGCUCGCGCGAUCAGAUACCAACUUCCCGCUGCUGUGCCGGCUGACCUGGAUGUGCCUGGUGGCUGCAUGGCGGCGCUGGCGGCCGGAAGCAGCAGCAGUGCGACCCGUGGGUCACCAGCUCCUGGG
Molecule: messenger RNA, 1545 nt
Organism: Astrephomene gubernaculifera
Lineage: Eukaryota; Viridiplantae; Chlorophyta; Chlorophyceae; Chlamydomonadales; Astrephomenaceae
Source: the annotation of a GenBank genome assembly